Cylicocyclus nassatus is the source of this 703-nucleotide messenger RNA. The record is from the annotation of a GenBank genome assembly. Lineage: Eukaryota; Metazoa; Nematoda; Chromadorea; Rhabditida; Strongylidae.
AUGACCUAUAAAAAUCGUCUAGAGGUUGUGAGUAACUCAUGUGCUGCACAUCAAAUCAGCAAAUCAAAAAUAGCUUUUAUAAAUUGUCUACAAGCUGUGGCAAACAUUUCGACACAGUUGGGGCGUGGACCAAACCUCUUCUCUUAUCGCAAAGCAAUUGAUCUCGUUUUUGAAGUCUUUCGCAGCGUUAAUUGGGAGUUAAGAAGAGGCCCACACUAUCGUAUAGCCGUUAAACAGGGACUGAGAUUGAAUCGACAAGGAAAGAUGAACAGUGCGACGUGGGUGGUAUACGAAAAGCUGAAUGUUUUGUCAAAAGACCAGAAAGACAUACUACAAACAUGCUUUUAUACAUUCAGCACCGAAGUGAAUCGCAACACAUGUCUACGGCGAGUAUCGGACAAUCUGCUAUUUAUGUGUGUGCGCAUGUGGAGCUUUGAGCCAUGUAGAAUUUAGAAGAAAUAAGGCCGCAAAUAAAGGGACAUGGCUUCUUCAAUUUAGCAAACAUUUGUAAUGCCGACUAAGGGGCACUUCGUUUCUCAUAAACUUGGAAAUUUUUUUCUAUAACCUUGAGAGUUGAUGAAAAAAAAUCAAGUAUUGUUACCCAAACCAGUCUAAAACGUUUUCUCGCUUUUUCAUAUCUUGAAAGGUUAUUUUAUUAUCUAGGGACACGUGUCACAUUCUCGAAUGCCUCUUUUUACAGAGU